AUGUUGAAUGUCAAGUGCCAGAGAAAAGCAGAGAACUCGGCUCUGCGAUUCCCCUUCACUCUGUCACUAGACAGGCCAAUGGCUGCGGUCGAACCAAUACCCACCGCGGUCAGCAGCCUCCUGGGUGUCCCAGGGCUUAUCACCUGGGAUGGGGAUGAGGCGAACGACGCGGAGGUGAUCGGUGGCAUCAGGCCCAAGUCCUCUCCUCUCCCACGGAGAAGGAGCGCCGAUGACUUAAAGGACUGUGAGCUCGAGCUCACCCCAUCCAGCUCUCGGAGAGUGUCCUUUGCGGACGCCCUCGGCCUAAACCUGGUAAAAGUGAAAGAGUUUGACUCGUGGGACAUAACAAUCCCGCUGAACUUCAAUGCCAUGGAGGGAGAGAAAGAGGUAGAGGAAUACUACUUGUCCUCAUUAUACACUCCUUCACCAUCCCAAGAAGCCAUGGUCCUGAGAGUUCAGGAGCAGAAGCUAGAGCUGGAGAGUAUUGAGUUACUCCACCAGACUACAAUACUAAGGGGGGUGGUCCGCGUUCUCAAUGUCUCCUUUGAUAAGAUGGUGUACAUCCGCACCUCUCUGGAUGCCUGGGCCACGCACUUUGACCUGCUGGCAGAGUACAUACCAGGGUCCAGCGAUGGAGACACUGACUGCUUCUCAUUCAAGCUCACCCUGGUGCCCCCCUUUGGGGAAAAGGGGGCCAGAGUGGACUUCUGUCUCCGGUACGAGACCCCUGUUGGGACUUUCUGGGCCAACAAUAGUGACCAGAACUAUGUGAUGUUUUGUCACCAGAAAAUCAAGGAGUCGAAAGAGAAACCACAAAAAGACAAAAGCGGGCGCAGGAAAAGCAUCCUGAAAGCCAUCAGUUAUGAGUUUCCCUGUGAUGAAAACUGGUCGUCAACCAAUGCUGAAUCUUCAGACCUACACAACCGUGGAGGAAAGAUGGCUAGUGUGAACACUUCUGAGUCUCAGUCAGGAGCACUCCAAGAUGAUCGUCAGAAAUUAAUGGUUGAGAGCAGCCGGAACUCCAGCAGAAGAAACCGACGAAAGGCAGCACGAUUGGCGAAGGUGCGGGACUACCUCACCCAGAGAGAGGAUGAGACCCAAGAGAAAGAGAAGGGAGCAGUGGAAUCAUCACAUAUCCCACAGGAAAGCACAUUCCCACAGGAAAAGCUUUCAAAUAGGCCUGAGGUACAACCACUGCCACCACAGGGCAGGAAAGAGUUUGGGCUGCAGGCAACAGAUUCUCUGUCUACGUGCAAACUGUCUCCUGGUAUCCCAGACAGCACGUCUUGGCAGGAGUCAGUGAAAUCUGAGAAAAUAGACCCAACGUUCCGAUCAGCCCCAUCAGAGCUGAGAGGGAAACAGGCCUCACUGAUCCCCAGCAGCAAGUCAGAUUCAACUGAUCAACCUGCUGCUGUGAGCCAAAAUGGUGAUACGUCUGUUUCCAGUGUGGAGGGAAGUACUCUGAUGCAGAUGGAAACGGAGAAGGGAGGAUCUGCAAUCAGCACAGACAUAAUACAUUCAGAUGACAUUGUCAGGUUGGAGAACAGCACAGCAGGCUCAGUCCCAGGCAGCCAGUACAAUAGCUUUAUGUUUGGUAAUGUUGUGGCCCCACCAUACUGUCAGGGGUUUUGUAGAGUGGAGAGUGGGAGUCCGAGCUUCACCCAUAGAGGGAAUCGAACAAGUGGUCAAUUGCAUGAAUGGGAUUCAACAGCCUGCACAGCCCAGAGUUACCCAUCCACAGAGGAAGUAGAAACUCACUCCUGUGUUUCAGCUGAUACUCGUGGAACACCUGAAGAGAAGCCUGUAUAUCAACACGGGUCACUUAAAUCAAACCCAGAACACUUCAGCUCUGGAUUAAGUACAGAAAGAGAGUCUAAACCUAAACUUCUGUCAGAAGAGGCAGGAGGUCUUCUCAGGACUCACACUGCCCUGAACACUGCUGCUGCUCUCAGGGCACAAAUCCUCAAUGUGAGCUCAGGCCUCCAGGGGUCUGAGGAGAACAUUCUGCCUCCUCAGACCCAGAUGCACCAGGACAGUAAGCUUUCACAAACACAAACCCCAUUACCAAACACAACACCUUCACAAACUCCAGUAGACACAGCACUUUCACAAACACAAACUCUGAUAGACGCAACACAAGGCAGUUUCCUACAGUCACAAACUGAAAUGGGGUCAAAGCAUGUCUCUGCCGAGAUGACUCUGCAGGGGGCCAGUUGUGGAUAUGAGAGACCUGAUGAGUCAGAUGAAAUGGAGAACCCUCUCUCAGCCAACACAGAUGAAUGGUCAACAAGCCCAUUCACAGAAAUAGUAGACACACCUAUAGCCAUGCUAGAGCCUGUGGAUGCUGACCUAAAAGUUUUCACUUCAACGACAGAGACAGAGGAAAAGAUCACCACUGAGCACCAAAACUUUGCUGUGCCCUGUACGGACACACUGGAGGAAGAAACCAGUGGGACAGCAUUGAAAGAUGAUUCCAUUGUCAUUAAGGAAUGGACAUCAUUGGAGAAAUUAAUGAUGAGAAAACAAACAGAUCAAGUGAAGGAUGAACUAUCAUUUGAAGUGUCAAACACUUUAUGCAAUGAAGACAACCGGCAUUCUAUUGACAACGAGGAUUAUUUUGAUAUAGAUGGAGAGAUGUCAAACUAUGUGAUGUAUGAUUAUGAUAAAGACACUGACAAGGGCUCAAAGUUUAAAGAAGAAGAUAUUCAUAAGGAAGUUGAACUGGUAAUGAUGAACAAUAAGAAGUAUUUAGCUCCUACAAAGAAGGAGAUAGACGCAAGUAAUGGACAACCAUUUCUAAAGGAAAAUCGAAUAGUAAAAGACUGGGAGGGGACUGUGGAAGAGGAAGAGGAGGACAUGAUGGGGGAAUAUGUGGAGGAGGACGAAUGGGAAAUAGAAGAAGAGGAGAUAGUUGUGGAAGAGAAGAUGGUGGUUGGGACAAAGGAAUUGGAGGAGACAGGGGAGGUGGAGGAAACAGAGGAGGAAGUGGAGAAGGAGAAAGAAGAAAUUAUGAAACGGGAAAAGAUAGAAGGAAUGGUGAAGGAAGGAGAGGUGGUGGUGAAGGGAGAGGGGGAAAUGGAGGAUUUAAAGGAGGAGGAUGUUAAGUGGAUAGAGUGGAAGGAGGAGGAGAUUCAUCCUGGAGGUGAAGAAAUGGAAUCAAUCAAUGGAGAAGAGGAGUCCUGCAUUCAAUCGGAUAAAUCUGCCAGUGGGAACGAGGAUGAAGCGGAGGGCGAGGAGGACCAUGCUUCCACAGAGUCUCUGUCAGAGGAUGAGAUGGAGCUGUACAUGCCCAGUCUAAGGGCAGUGCAGAAGCUACGAAACAAGGACUUAGCCUUGAGUCUUGGGAAACGGCCCUCCAUAAGCAGAAGAGGCAGCAAACCGUCCAUGACGCCCAUCAGUGAGUCUAUGGAUGAGGAGCACCCGAGCAACCAGGAAGAUCAGCCAGACACAGAGACAGUGGAGCAUCAGCCUACAAAGGCCCCCAACUCCCCUGUGUGA
This is a messenger RNA of Salvelinus sp. IW2-2015, 3498 nucleotides long. The record is from RefSeq and is a predicted model, not a curated record. Lineage: Eukaryota; Metazoa; Chordata; Actinopteri; Salmoniformes; Salmonidae.